AAAAAAGCUGCAUACGCAGCACCUAGCCCACGCAACACGGUAUCAAAGUUGGCCUGCCCUUCUUCCUCCUCCGCUCUUUCUUCCAACUUCGACAACCGUCUCUUCUUCUAAAUCAUCUCUUUGCAUCCACCUCAAUCAUCAACUCGCACAUCCAUCCCUCGGACCUCCCAGAAAAUAUAUAGUUUCUUGGUUACACUACCAUGCCACCUUUCACGGCUACCGCCAUGCCUGACAUCGAAAUAUCCAACCAACAAUGGGGUGACCUCUCAGCAGCGCACCACAACAUCCUUCCUUAUGGCAAUGAUCUGUCGCAGGAGGCGAGCGACAUGCUCAGUAACAUCAUUCAGCACUUUGAUCUCUGUCUAAAAUCGGAGGACUGGGCGCCAGGCGCUCUCUACUGGGCGAAGCAAUUGAACCAAUAUCUUGAUUUGAAGUACACGUUGCCCAAGGAGACACGUGUUGCAUUCGCAAAGGCUUUUUGGGAGCUCACGACCGCACCAGGCAUGGAUGCCACCAUGGUUGAAGUCUGGUGUCAAUACUGCCGUCGCUUGAUCAAGAAGAAGGACUUGAUCGGACCAAAAGACCUGACCCUUCCCUGGCGACCGCUCUACGACAUUCUCGAAAGGACAUUGUUCCCCAAGAGCAGGCAAAGAUCAUUGCUAUCAGAAUCUAAGCGCAUGGCAAGGGUGGUUCGUCUCAUCGAGGAUGCGCAAAGGUUUUUUCCACCAGAGGCAUCUGUAGAGAUUCUGGAGGAAUUUCUUCCGCUGAUGAGUACAGGAAAUUUGCCUGAACUACUUAAGGCCCAGUCAUAUCUCACCACAUUCUUGCCGACGGAUAUCGAAUCAGGAACGGACCCUCGUGAGUGGAUGCCCGCCAUUUUCAGGCUAUGGUCCCUGGUCGCGAGAUCGAGCGAAUUCGAUCGCAACUUUUUGUCGCUCAUGGGACGGGUAGCUCAAGACAACGUUGGUGUCAGGGAUAUGUUCACGCAAGCCCAAGUGCGUACCAUUUUUUCCGCUGGUCUGAGCGCGCUGAACCUGCCCGUUGGAAAAGGUCAGCGCACAAACAGCGUCGAUGUAGAAGGAGGCACCUCACACAAGGCUGUCGGCCGAAACGAUAUGAGGAUGAUUUCGUUUGUGAUGUUUAUCGUCAAUACGAUCAGCCCGAUCUCGGAAAAAGAAAACCCAAAGUCGUCCUCGCUAGCCCAUCUCAAUGAUCUGAUUCAAGCGACUGAAUCCUUCUUCCAUCCUUCGAAUUCUGGACAAUGGUCGUACGUAUUGGCGCUCUUUUUACAUUCGUUGUCUUGGGACUAUUUGAAACGAGUCAAAGAGGAGGAAGAUCCCAAGUGCAUGACUCCACAGGAACUCCGAUUGACUCCGGAGCUCAACAACAAGUUUGUGGAGGCGGUAAAGGGCGUGACAUUCCUGAUGAUGUUCUCGAAGGACCAGCGAGCAGUAGCACAGACCAACAUGACAUUAAGGCACCUGGCCUGGAUCGCACCCAGACUCAUUAUCCCUGGCGUACUGGAGCGGGCAUAUCCUUCCCUCGAAUCCCUGACGGAGACGCAUCGAACGACCAGUGUCAUUUCCGCCAUGAGCUCGUUGGCUAUACCGCUGUUAAACCGUGACCAUUAUCCUCAAGGCGGAAAACAUCUCUUGCCUUUGCUUCAUCUCACCGUCCCUGGUGUCGAUUUGAACGAUCCCGGAAAGACGUGGUACACACUGCUGUUUGUCACCUCCAUGAUUUCAACAGUACCUAUCCGAGACUUGACGGAUUUUGGUAGCGCAGGCUUCCAGUGGGGAGGCAUGGAGGAGGAUAUACUGGACUCUGAGGAGAUCGUGGACUUGGAACUGGAGGAUUCGAACAGGAAGGCGACGACAGCCGAGUUUGAGGAAUGGGUUAUGAAGUUUCUGCGCCGCGCCAUCCGUAUGUUUGAGAAUUAUCCGGAUAUCAGCCAAGGAAGCAAGAAUACUGUCGAGAGCUCCGUCACUGGAACCAUUUCGUAUUGCUUCGAGAUCCUCUUUGGCCAGUUGUCAACUAAGCUGUAUGAUUUGACGACAAAACUCGUCAUCGAGCUAUUGGAAUCUGCACCCCUGACCAAUGCUGGAAAAGCCAUGGGUUCUUUUAUCGCAUCCUGGGCCCAUGCCAACCCCAAGAACGCCAUGGCCAGGGUAUUUCCUAUUCUCGACAGGAUGAUUCGAUCAGAGCUCGAACACGGGGCCAGUUCUGUACCUUCGUUGGCCUAUUCUCACAUGCAUCGUGACGACUCUCUGCACUACUAUCAAGGUCUGUUGAAUCAGCUCCUUGUCAAUGCGGAGAUCACUGGAUAUAAAUCGGAAAUCAUCAGUCUCACGACCCUGAUGAUGGAGAAGUGUCAGGAUCGUCGAGGCUACAAGUUGGCGGCCAAGGCAAUGGUCUCAACUUUGCAGAACUUGCUCUUCACGUACACCAUGGAUAUUCGUUCGCAUGAUCCUAGCAAGUGGGAAGACGAAGCAUUUAUGUCGGAGUCGCACAUGCAUUGGGGCGCCCUGGGUGAGCCGGGUUCUGAUCAAGUGACUUGGCACAAACCCUCGCAGGAUGAGAUCGACUUCGCAAUCGAACUUAUUGAAAAGUUCCACGUACCAUCUAUGGCGCGCGCUCGGGAACUGAUGACAUCUACCAUGCUAGAAGGAAAGCAGCUUUCGAUCGAGUUCUGCAAAUCCAUCACAACAAUGAAAGCAUUUAUCACUGGUAUGGUGACGUUGGUCGAGGACGAUGGCGAUAGCCCCGUGUCAAAAGCCAGUUUGGGUGAAGACAUGGAUUCUGUGCAACCAAUGAAGCGUAUUGAGGUCGGAUAUUGCCUCAGAGACCUAAAUGACCCACGCACUCAGAGGAUGCGGAAGAUCCGCGAAGAAACAGGCCAGCUGUUGCACGAGCUCAUGGUGUUUUUUCACACACAACGUGAGGAUGAUGUUGAGAACGUCAAAGUUCUAGUUAAGGCGACGCGCGUUUUUCUUUCGGAUCACGGUGUUGACAGCAGCAGCUACGACAACAACAAGAAGGGAUACAGCUUUUUGAAGCAGAUGUACAAGAUCCCUGGCGACAAGAAACUGUACCCUCGCUUGUUGCGAUGCAGACGCGCAGCUGCCCAACAUUUUAUGAGACUGAAGGUCAAUUCCUGUGGAAGAGCAAAGACCGAGCUGCACGAUGCGCUGAUUCUCGACUUGACGGAUCUCUCUCUGAGUCAGUACACAGAUGUGAGAAAGAAAUCACAACAUGCCCUUCUCAAGGCUGUGCGGUGCUACCAGGGAGCCAAGAACCUUGUGCUCCCUAUCUUGCUGAAGGCUUUAGAGAGCUCAAAUACAGACUUUGAGAGGAUAAAAGGCGCACUGUUCCUUCUCAGCUCAAAGACCUUGGCGCUGCCUUGCCUUCGAGACUGGCGCUUCGCACCCGAUUAUGUCUUGCGCCUCUGCACGAUGCACCAUGCCGAUAAGCCUAGUGUGCAGCAAUUAGUCCGAAAGUGCUUCCUUGAAUACGUCAUGAACUUGACAAAUGUCUCGUUCAAGGUUCUGGUGAGCAACGAUUUCUCGAGUGCGAUUCAACAAUUCAGCGACCUCCAUGGUCUGAAGUGCGACCCAGAUACGCUCAGCCGCGUGACUACUAAGGCGAAGAAUCGCCGUUUGAACAACGUCAAGGCGUACGACAAUCUGGUAGUGUCCUUAACAGAGUUGGCCAAGGAUGAGACGCUGCACUGGCGGUACCAGACCAUGGUGAUGAGCUUCCUUGAGCUCUACAUGCGUCCAGAGAUCCCUGUCAGUCUCGAUCUGGCGCAGUUUGAGACCAACGGUCUACUCUCAGAGAUGCCCACUGUCCGCCGGAUUGCGCUGUCUAGUCUAAGUAUCAUCAUGGUCAACAUCAAGGUCCGAACGUUUGCACAGGGCGAUCCUUACAGUCUGAUUACUCGCAAGGCGACGAAUCCAUUGAGGCGAUAUGUGACAUUGCCAGAGAAUGUGCCUGACAAUUUCACUUUGGAAUAUCUGAGGGCAUCCGUCACUGAGAUCAACUAUGAUCAGCCAGAGUCGUGCCUGCUGGAUGAUUCGAUUGCAACUGGAUGGCUGGUGUGGCCAAAGUCUUACAAGGCGUACUUACCCCGCACGGAGUCGUUUGAGAUGCCCGAGGUCGAUGCCGAAUCUCGACCUGCGUAUGAGCAUCUGCAGCAGUUCUUUGGCCAGGCGUCCUUCUGGGAAAAGCUGAUUGAAUUCAUGGCCCAGGAACCUGUUCGUGGUGAACGACAUGAUUCCUUCAGUAGUGAACAUGCAAGGCUGUUCAAAUCGAUCUUUGGACUCUGGGAGGACAAGUUCUUGGAUGUUGUGGAGCCUGUGGUCGUCAAGCUGUGCUCAACAGUCGAUGACAAGAACGCACAACGAACAGCGACAGAGCUGAUCGGAGGUCUUAUUCGUGGAAGCAAACACUGGAAAAAGUCGUCGCUCGAUCGCAUGUGGGCUUGGCUGACACCUGUGCUGAAGAAAGCCUUCCAACUGUGCACUCCUGAUUCACUAGUCUAUUGGGAGCGAUUUGUCAAGUAUGUUUGCUCCUUCCGCGACCCUCGUAGACUCUUGCCCUUGGUCUCUUUGAUCUUCAACACUCCCCUGGACAAGGACUCGACUGCAGCCUUUUCUGAAUCGAAGAACCUGUUUUUUACGCGCGCAGUUCUCGUGUCGCUGUCUUGGCGCGUAUCGUUGCUGACGCCAGCGUUAAGGGAGGAUUGCCUGGGACAUAUCACACACCCGUACAAACAGGUGCGCGAGAUCCUUGGACAUGUCAUUAAUGAGUACUUCCAGAUCAUGCCGCAUCCCUCGUACAAGAGUGUAGCCGAGUUUUUAAAAGUGCAGAAGAGUGAAGGAGAUGCACGGAGCACGAUGGUGGACUCGUUGGACGAAAAGUCGGCGCACCAAAUAUCGGUUCUGGUCCAGAGUUUGGAAAAGUGGAGAAUUGAGCGUCCGCCUGCCAUUCAAGGAGCGUCCGACUACACCAAUGCCAGCAAGACCGUGUUGUCCUGGGUUUACCAGGCGUUGUCGGGAUUCCGUGUACAGGCGACGUAUGGGGUUGUGUUGCCACUGAUUCCUGAACUGUUCCAGAUGCAGGACAUUCCAGACGACCAGGAUCUUCAGCAGUUAGCGACUCUUUCACUGCUCCAGCUUGCGCGCUUUGUUUACCCCGCCACGAUGGUCCCUGAGAUGGUUGACAUGUUUUGCAAGAUUCUGAAGGAGUCAACGAGCUGGCAUGUGCGCAACAACGUACUUCCGGUGGUGCAGAUAUUUUUUUACACGAAUUUGUUCUCGAUGGACGUUAAUAUGAUGGUCAAGGUUAUGGAUGCCGUAUCUGGCAUGCUUCUUGAUCCACAAAUUGAGGUUCGUCAACUGGCGGCGUCGACAUUGUCGGGCAUUGUUCGGUGCUCACAGCGCGAUGCGAUUCAGAAGCUGAUCCCACAUUUCAAAGAGCUGCUUCUUUCGACACCACUACCCUCUCGCAAGAAGCGCGAUCCAUCUGGCGCAAAGGGCCCGUUGCCGGAGGGAUACUCAGAUGCGCUGGUGAAGCGACAUGCGGGAGUACUGGGUCUGUCUUCGUUGUUGGAGGCAUUUCCGUACGAUGUGCCAAAGUGGAUGCCGCCGGUGAUGGUGUUCUUGGAGGGGUACUUUUCAGACCCGCCACCGGUGUCAACAACGGUCAAGAAGGCGUUUGGAGACUUUAAACGGACACAUCAGGAUACGUGGCAUGAGGAUCAGAAGCGGUUCAGUCUGGAUGAACUUGAGGUUUUGAGCGAUAUGUUGAUUUCACCAAGCUAUUAUGCGUAGAGUGCUGGAUUUUGAAGGGAACUGAACUAUCACUUGUGAUAAUAAAUUGUUGAACAAACCUGUC
Messenger RNA from Gamsiella multidivaricata, 5895 nucleotides. RefSeq lists its product as uncharacterized. The record is from RefSeq and is a predicted model, not a curated record. The coding region runs from base 201 to 5831 and encodes 1876 amino acids. Gene Ontology annotation, cellular component: nucleus; cytosol. The transcript is spliced from 15 exons. Gene Ontology annotation, biological process: proteasomal ubiquitin-independent protein catabolic process. Gene Ontology annotation, molecular function: peptidase activator activity; proteasome binding. Lineage: Eukaryota; Fungi; Mortierellomycota; Mortierellomycetes; Mortierellales; Mortierellaceae.